This is a messenger RNA of Halichondria panicea, 2270 nucleotides long. Its product is annotated as protein Smaug homolog 1-like. The record is from RefSeq and is a predicted model, not a curated record. NCBI's taxonomy places the organism in Eukaryota, Metazoa, Porifera, Demospongiae, Suberitida, Halichondriidae. The transcript is spliced from 9 exons. Gene Ontology annotation, biological process: negative regulation of translation; nuclear-transcribed mRNA poly(A) tail shortening. The coding region runs from base 1 to 1923 and encodes 640 amino acids. Gene Ontology annotation, molecular function: mRNA binding; translation repressor activity; protein binding. Gene Ontology annotation, cellular component: P-body.
AUGAAGGGAAAUGCGUUCAGCGAUCGCGUUCGUCUCGUCUCCGAGUGGUUCCAGAGUUGGAAUAGUUGCGAGCAGACGAUUGCUCUGUACUCUCUCCUUAGCAAGGUGUCUCCUACACAAGCGCGCUUCCUAUCUCUGGUACUGGAGCACUCUCUGCAGAAUGGAGUCAAGAACCCAGAGAUCGCUCAACUGGAGAAACAAGCUAACAAUGCUACGUUCCUCAGCUCGCUGCACAGUCAGACAGAAGAGCAAGCGUUGGGAUCUCUCUUAAUGCAUCUCCCUCUACUCAACCCCGGUAGCUCCGAAGCUAGAGCAGAGUACAUGAAGUUACUGCCUAAGGUUAUGUUGGGCUCUAGCGAGGUACUGGACUAUCUUGAUCAAUGUCGACAGCUGCUAUCUCUUGCCCUUGUACAUCCUGCCUUCCCUCAUGACGACAGAGAGGCUCUCACAUUCUGGUUCUCUCAGCUCGAUAGGAAACAACGGAACAUUUUCGACCGGAAACCUCCCUCCUCUCCUACGUCCAAGAUCUACCAAAUCAAGUCAAGUCCUGAGGAGGCUAGUUGGACAUCAGGCAUUGGGCUUGGUAGCGGUCGUAUUAACAUCUCUGGGGAGCUGCAAGCUGUGGGAGCAACUGAUGGGUUCUUCUCUGAUGAUGAGCUUAAGAGCAACUCACUUCCUCCUGGAGGCAGGCUUACUCAUGGCCCAUCUAGUGUUGAGGAUGGACCACUAUCGUUUGAGGAAUACUUGAUGGCACAUAUGGACAAGGGUAUGGUUGGCAUGGCACCCAGUACCUCUAUGACUGCCCCUGGAGCUAUGAUCAGUGGACCAGAGGAGCUCACUAACUGGAAGGAAGGCAUGAAAGAGGUGCCUAUGUGGCUCAAGAGCCUACGACUACACAAGUACCAGGUCCUCUUUGCUGACAUGGAGUAUGAACAAAUGCUUACCAUCACUGAAGACUAUCUUACAGAUCAGGGUGUGACCAAGGGUGCCAGGACUAAGAUCAUUCUCAGUAUACGCAAGUUAGCACGUCGGCCAGAAACCCUUGUUGAGAUAGAACAGGACAUGGAGAAACACGGCCGCCUCACAUGCUGUAUACAAGAGCUGCGGCAGAUGUUGGCCACACCCAUCAAGCCAUACAACCGCUCAAGCAGUCCCAGUGUGCGUAAGACGACUGAGGUGACCUCUGACCCCGUGGGCUCUGGUGACGAGGAGGAUGAGAGCAAACACCAGUCGAGUUCUGACUCUGAACUAGAAGAUCUGCUGACUCGGAACUUUCCCCACGAGGACCUCCCCUCUCUCCUCACAAGGGCCAUGGGGAAAGGGUUCAGCACUCUCAUGAGCUAUACUGACACCAAUGAAGAGAACCUUGGAGCCUUCAUUAGACUACUGGACUCUGCACUGCAACAUGAGGUGUUCACAGUGGACCAGAAGAACCUCUUCUUUGAUUGGAAGCAACAGUGUACUCAGACACUGAGAGUCAUCUCACCCAAGAAGUCAGCUACUGCUAGAGGGAGGAACUUUGGAGGCUUCCACACUAUCCACACUGUCCCCUCCGCUCUGAGUCAACCAAGGGGGUCUAAGACGCGAUCCCUUCGUUCCCCCCGCAUGACUGGUGGACCAGCUAGUAAGGGACUCUCCCUACCUGCAUUCUCACGGGCCUCCACUACUCUCCCACGCAUGAGUGCUAGACAGCUCCAACAAGCGCCUCUGCCUCACCACACACCAGCAUUUCUGAGACCCAAGUCUCUGGUGACAUAUCCCAACUCUCCCAAUGGGAAGGGGUUUCCCCUGGCCAGUCAGACCUACAAUGCACCACCCCCACUGCCCCCCAGAGGGGGUCGACAAGACUCAGCGGAUAAUUACAUGAAUGACCUCCCUCAGAAGGUUGCAGAGCAAGCACUCGAUGAGCAAUCUGACUACUAGAGCACACCCACACACACCACACACACCCACUCACUGACGUUGGUUUGUGACCCUCAAUCAAGCGAGAAACCGGCUGGUCCGGAUGUGAUCUAGUGGACUACUGCUGAUCAAUAAACUGCAUGCCAAUAUUUUGUGAUUAUCUUUUCUACAUUUAACAAGUUUCAUAGCAAUUUUUGUAAGUCCACACUUUGUUCUGCGUCUUUCUAUACUUUCAUUGAUUCGUGUUGCAAUCAUCAUAUUAAUUUUGUAUGCUGUAUAUGACAAUAAUUAUUACAGCCUUGUGAGCUCGAGGACUGAUUUAUGUCAAAACAAAUUCAGCUCAAAAUUUUAUUUUUGAUAACGAUCAA